AGAUCAAAAGCCACACGACUACUACUAUAUACAUCUAUCUACAUAUUAACUGUAUCUUCUCUAAUACAUUUAUACAUUCAAUCCAUGAAUGUGUAAAAAAGACAGCGAGCUUCAGAUUGAUCCGUGAGGGAAACGAAGAAGAAGAAGAAGAAGAAGAAGAAGAAGAAGAAGAGGGGAAAGCAAAAUCAAAUUCCUCUCCAUUACUUUGCGGCGGCGAUCCCACAACGAAUCUCCUCUCUCUCUCUCUCUCUCUUCUCGGGGGGAGAGAGAAAGAGAAGCAGAAGCGACAUUGUCUUUGAAUAGAUACCUCUCAGACACACAGAUUCUGCGUUUCUCUCUACCAACAUCGUGACUCUGCUCUUGUCCUUCUUAUUUCAUACUCACGCUUGCUCUCUUCUUCCUCUGCAACCUCUAGAUGUUCAAUUCCCUUCGUCUCGUCUCGUCUCGUCUCGUCAAUGCUGUUUAGCUCAGAAGCUCAAUCUUUGAUAACAAUCUAAUCGACAAAUGGGUUUUACUCUGAGAGCUCUUCUCGAUUUGCCAGUAGUGGAAUCGUCUUCGAUCUGUAUCAAUUUGAGCCUCUUAUCACUAUCUCUUCUCGUUAUCUCCGCAAGACGCUUACUCUACUGUCUCCGUCGAGCUCGGUUCUUCAAACAUGAUUCUGUUGGGAGCUCGGGUUCCGUCGUCAAUGUUGGUGCUGGCGGAGAAACCCACGACGUUGAAAUCACCAAAAGCUAUAAAUUCUCGGUGAUUUGUUGUUUCUUUGUUCUGAUCGCGCAAGUUUCGGUGUUAGUGUUCGAUGUUGUUGGAGUGGUUAAGGAGAGAAGCGAAGAAAUUUAUGUGAUUUUGUCGCCGAUUACGCAGAUUCUGGCUUGGUUAGUGUUAUGCACAUCAGUUGUUCGAUGUAAAUACACUUGUGCGGAAAAGUUCCCUUUCUUGUUAAGGCUAUGGUGGGUUGUGGGAUUCUUUAUCUCUUUAUGGGCUUUGUUUAUUGACUCGAGAGAGCUUGUUGCAAACGGCUCAAACCAUUAUUUGUCUUCACACGCUGUUGGGAACUUUGUUGCAGCUCCGGCUCUGGCUUUUCUCUGCUUCCUUGGUUUCAGAGGUGUGUCAGGUCUUCGGGUUGUUAUUACAAGUUCCUAUCUUCAUGAGCCUUUGCUUGUUCAAGAAGAAGAAGCAGGGUGUCUCAAUGUUACUUCUUAUAGCGACGCCGGAUUGUUCAGCCUUGCUACGCUUUCGUGGCUGAACCCUCUGCUCUCACUUGGCGCCAAGAGGCCUUUGGAUCUCAAGGAUAUCCCUCUGCUCGCUCCUAAAGACCGAGCAAAGACGAAUUACAAAGUCUUGAACUUGAAAUGGGAGAAGUUGAAAGCUGAGAAUCCUUCCAAGUCUCCUUCUCUUGCUUGGGCGAUCUUGAACCUCGCUGGGAUCUUCUUUGUGGCGAAGCUUGCUGAGACGCUAACGACUCGGCAGUGGUAUCUUGGGGUUGAUAUCAUGGGGAUGCAUGUGAGAUCAGCUCUUACGGCUAUGGUGUACCGAAAAGGGCUAAAACUCUCUAGUUUAACCAAACAGAACCACACGAGUGGUGAAAUUGUGAACUACAUGGCUGUUGAUGUUCAGAGAGUAGGUGAUUUCUCGUGGUACCUCCAUGAUAUGUGGAUGCUUCCUCUACAAAUUGUACUUGCUCUCGGGAUUUUGUACAGGAGUGUGGGACUGGCGGCUUUAGCCACUUUGGUGGCCACAGUUUUCUCUAUUAUUGCCACUAUCCCACUGGCGAAAAUUCAAGAGGACUAUCAAGACAAAUUGAUGACUGCUAAGGAUGAGCGAAUGAGGAAGACUUCCGAGUGUUUGAGGAACAUGAGGAUUCUGAAAUUGCAGGCUUGGGAGGAUAGGUACCGGGUUGUACUUGAGGAAAUGAGGAAUACAGAGUUUAAAUGGCUUCGAAAGGCUUUAUACUCCCAAGCGUUUAUUACAUUUAUAUUCUGGAGUUCACCCAUAUUUGUAGCUGCUAUCACGUUUGCUACGGCUAUAGGCUUAGGAACUCAGCUCACUGCAGGAGGUGUUCUCUCCGCGCUUGCAACAUUCAGGAUUCUUCAGGAGCCACUUAGGAAUUUUCCUGAUCUGGUGUCUAUGAUGGCUCAGACUAAAGUAUCUCUUGAUCGGAUAUCAGGACUUCUGCUAGAGGAAGAGCUGCAGGAAAAUGCUACGAUAAUCCUUUCUCAAGGUACGUCAGACACAUCUGUUGAGAUCAACGACGGUUGUUUCUCGUGGGAUCCUUCAUGGGUAAGGCCAACUUUGUUUGGGAUUCACUUGAAAGUUCAGAGAGGAAUGCGAGUAGCUGUCUGUGGAGUCGUUGGUUCCGGGAAAUCAAGUUUUCUUUCUUGUAUACUCGGAGAAAUCCCUAAAAUCUCGGGUGAAGUCAGAAUAUGCGGUAGUGCUGCUUAUGUUUCACAGUCCGCCUGGAUUCAGUCUGGGAAUAUAGAAGAAAAUAUUCUCUUUGGCAGUCCAAUGGAUAAGGCUAAGUACAAGAAUGUUAUACACGCUUGUUCAUUGAAACGGGACUUGGAACUAUUCUCACAUGGGGAUCAGACCAUUAUUGGUGACAGAGGCAUAAACCUUAGCGGUGGUCAGAAGCAGAGGGUUCAGCUCGCAAGAGCACUUUACCAGGAUGCUGAUAUAUAUCUGCUUGACGACCCUUUUAGUGCUGUUGAUGCUCACACUGGCUCCGAACUCUUCCAGGAAUAUAUAUUGACAGCUCUGGCAGACAAGACUGUGAUAUUCGUAACUCAUCAGGUCGAGUUUCUUCCUACGACGGAUCUUAUAUUGGUACUUAGGGAUGGACAAAUUAUACAGUCAGGGAAGUAUGAAGAACUGCUACAAGCAGGAACCGAUUUCUUAUCUCUUGUGUCUGCUCAUCAUGAAGCUAUUGAAGCAAUGGAUAUUCCCUGUCAUUCAUCAGAAGACUCUGACAGCAAUCAGGUGCUAGACCAGUCAUUGCCACACAAUCCGAAAUCCAAUGCUUCCUCGAGCAACAUUGAGAUUCUAGCCAAAGAGGUCCAAGAAGGGCCAUCCGGGUCUAACCAGAAAGCCAUCAAAGAGAAAAAGAAAGCAAAACGGCUUAGAAAGAAACAACUGGUUCAGGAAGAGGAACGUGUGAGGGGACGAGUCAGUAUGAAGGUGUACUGGUCAUAUAUGGCUGCAGCCUAUAAAGGAUUGUUGAUUCCACUCAUAAUCAUUGCACAAUCACUCUUUCAGUUCCUUCAGAUUGCAAGUAACUGGUGGAUGGCCUGGGCAAAUCCGCAAACCGAGGGAGACCAAGCUAAAGUGAGCUCCACGGUCCUUCUCCUCGUGUUUAUUUCCCUAGCAUUUGGUAGCUCAGUGUUUAUCUUUGUCCGAGCUAUUCUGGUCGCUACAUUCGGCCUUGCAGCCGCUCAGAAGUUAUUUCUGAACAUGCUCAGAAGUGUUUUUCGAGCGCCAAUGUCAUUUUUCGACUCGACUCCUGCUGGAAGAAUCUUAAAUCGGGUGUCUAUUGAUCAAAGCGUCGUAGAUCUCGAUAUUCCUUUUAGGCUCGGAGGAUUUGCUUCCACAACAAUACAACUCAUCGGCAUUGUUGGUGUGAUGACAAACGUUACAUGGCAAGUGUUCCUUCUUGUAAUUCCAACCGGCAUUGCUUGCUUGUGGAUGCAGAAAUAUUACAUGGCUUCAUCUAGGGAGCUGGUUCGGAUUGUGAGCAUACAGAAAUCUCCAAUUAUCCAUCUUUUUGGUGAGUCAAUUGCAGGUGCAGCAACAAUCAGAGGGUUUGGCCAAGAAAAGCGUUUCAUGAAGAGAAACCUCUAUUUACUGGACUGCUUCGCCCGCCCUUUCUUCUGCAGCAUCGCUGCAAUUGAGUGGCUCUGUUUACGCAUGGAGCUACUCUCUACUUUCGUAUUUGCCUUCUGUAUGCUCCUGCUUGUUAGUUUUCCACAUGGAACAAUUGAUCCAAGCAUGGCUGGCCUUGCAGUAACCUAUGGCCUUAAUUUAAACGCUCGCCUUUCUCGGUGGAUACUUAGCUUUUGUAAGCUAGAGAAUAAAAUCAUCUCCAUUGAAAGAAUCUAUCAGUACAGUCAAAUUCCUAGUGAAGCCCCUACGUUUAUCGAGAAUGCUCACCCUCCGGCCACAUGGCCAGAGAAUGGAACCAUUGAGAUCAACAAUUUGAAGGUUCGCUAUGGAGAGAAUCUACCAACUGUCCUUCAUGGAAUCAGCUGUGUGUUCCCUGGUGGCAAGAAGAUUGGGAUUGUGGGCCGCACAGGAAGCGGUAAAUCAACCUUGAUCCAAGCACUAUUCCGGCUGAUAGAACCAUAUGCAGGGCAAAUAAUCAUUGAUGGCAUAGAUAUCUCUUCCAUUGGCCUUCACGAUCUUCGAGGCCGUCUCAGCAUCAUUCCGCAAGAUCCCACCUUGUUUGAAGGCACUAUCCGGGGAAACCUUGACCCUCUCGAAGAACAUACUGAUCAAGAAGUUUGGCAGGCUCUAGAUAAGUCACAACUGGGGGACAUAGUUCGUGCGAAAGACCAUAAACUCGAUACUCCAGUGUUAGAAAAUGGAGAUAAUUGGAGCGUCGGGCAGAGGCAGCUUGUAGCUCUAGGGCGUGCGCUUCUUAAACAAGCGAGAAUUCUUGUGCUUGACGAAGCAACUGCUUCGGUUGACUCAGCCACCGAUAAUCUCAUCCAGAAGAUUCUAAGAACAGAGUUCGGAGACUGCACUGUCUGCACUAUCGCACAUCGGAUCCCGACUGUGAUAGAUAGUGACAUGGUUUUGGUUCUAAGCGAUGGUCUUGUUGCAGAAUUCGACACACCAACACGACUUCUAGAGGAUAAAUCAUCGAUGUUCCUUAGAUUAGUCACUGAAUACUCCUCAAGAUCCAGCGGCAUACCUGACUUCUGAUCGGUGUACUAUAAGUGAACGCAAAGUUCUUCGCCGAGCCACCGGGACAGGGAUGUUCUCGCUGCGAAUCUCAGACAAAUCAGAAAAUCUGUCUGAAGUCUGAACCAACACACAUGACUCAAGAUCCUGUCAGUGUCAGUACAAGAAAUAAAGUGCAGGUGACUGAAGAACACUGGAGACGACCAGAGUUUUCGGUACGAAAAGGGAGAUUUAAAGAUUAAGGUCACAGGCAUUUUUGCUAAGCUUUAAAGUUUUUUAGUUUAGGUUUGAUAUUGUAAAGCUGGAUCAGUUCAUUGUUGUCGUGAAAAGCAAAGGUUACAUUCGAUUUUUGUAGGAUAAUGUCAUCAAAUUACGAGCGUUCGGCAUCCUUUUUUUUU
Molecule: messenger RNA, 5291 nt
Organism: Camelina sativa (false flax)
Lineage: Eukaryota; Viridiplantae; Streptophyta; Magnoliopsida; Brassicales; Brassicaceae
Source: RefSeq, a predicted model, not a curated record